AUGGCUGGCCUAACACCGUCGCAGUUCUCAGAGCUCUUUGAUCGCACUCUUCACGCAAAGGACGCCGCGGAAGCGCAGCGAGAUGCCCUGCUUCACAGCGUCGUUCACGCGAACACCAACUUCGCAGCAGCAUCGGCCGAAGUCGCCCACCUCAGAACACUGUUGCACCAAGCGAAUGCCGCACUCACUCGUGAGCGCGCUGAUCAUGAUGAUACCAUGCGCGAGUAUGUCGUCGUUCGUGAAAAACUGAGCAAAAUAGCGAGCGGAUGGACGUCAUCCAUGUCCGGCUUGGGUACGUGCUGCAUGUGCGAUGCACCAGCGAUGUCCUACAUCGUUCCUUGUGGUCACUUGCUAUGUCGCGACGGCCACGACUACUGCAUCUGCGACUGCGGCUCGUUUCUCGCCGAAGUGGGCGCAUGCUCCAACCAUGUGGCCAAGCGGCGUUGCCCUUCCACCAGCUGUCACUUCCUCGUAGAGACCAUCCGUCACUACACUAAUCCUGCGCUUGAUCUCGUCAGCUCCAAACACUUCUUGAUGACAGACGCCGAGGAUUACUGUACGAACACAGUGGACUACACGGAUUCCAUCCAAGAAGCUCUUCAUCGCGCGAAUAGACAAAUAAAACGAAAAUGGACGACCGGCAUCAUGAAGAGCUGGCAUGGUACAGAUCCGACGUCCACUGCACCGAACGUCGAGUACUCCGACCCAAAAGCAGCCGCGAGAGCGGCGAAGCAUAAAAGGCGUAAGAAGGAAGCUGCCGACCAGAAAGCCAAGGGCGCCUUCGCACAAACCACACGCCAAAAAAUCGGUGUGGACGGAACGAGCACCCUACACGCUAAGAGCGUCAGUACGAACCAACAACCAUUCAACACCGGAUGGAGGAGGUUUGGUCCACAAGGACAAGAUAUAUCAGGAUACACACCGCACUAUCCCGACGUUCCUACUAUUCAUUGGCCAACUGGUCUGAUAUCAAUCGCGCCAUUCUUGCCAGACGAAGGAGAGGCGGAUGUCGCUCGGAACAAGCUCGCGUGGUACUGGGGACAAGAUCCUGUCCAUGGUGUUGUCGGCGCCAACGUACACAGCCUACGCGAAUUCCAAGACGCAGCCAUUAGAGAAUCCAAUGACUUACACCCUUACGUCGCGGCGACUCUAGUCGACUUCAAGUCUUGGCUAAAGACACCAGGAAAGAUUCGAUGCAUACUCGAUCUAACAUGCGGGUUUCCUCAACCGGACAGGAUCACAGAACGGAUCGCGGACAACCUCGUACAAUCCCUUGCGAGCGACUUCGGUCACAAGUACGGUGGGCAUUUCACCAUUGUCGCCGACAUGAUGAAGACGCAAGACUGGUUCUUGCUGCAUACUUCCGGCUUCCUUUCCUUCGGACAUAUAGAUGCCAGCGGCAUGGCGACGUCUGCUCAGAUACGGGGCGCUGGUUUGAAGGAAUGGAUCAUAUUCUCAAGCACGAACAUGCCGCGUGCGGAUGUCACGACCACGCGCGAUGAAAGGAAGACACGUCAGGAAGUGCUGGUUCGUCGCGUCGCUGAUCUCGUAUCUGCGGCAAGCACUUGCUCGCUCAUGCCCCAACGACUAUCUGGCGCGGACGAGUCACAGGAGUCACAUGAAUGGGAAGUCGAUGGAUGCGUCUUGGAAUUACACCCCGGUAUGAAGUACUAUCAGCCAGCGGCUACGGUUCACGCCGCGUAUACACCCGUUCCAACAGCAGCAGCUGGCAAGCACUUCUUCACGUACGACGAUCUUCAUCGCGUCGAAAUGGGGCGUCGCGUUCAGCAGUUCAGACCCGGAGUAACAAAUCACAACCACAACUGUGGCGUGCAACUGAUGUUAAUCUCUCUCGCCGCCGCGCUACCUGCCAGGGCGGCUGCGGGACGACACUACAUGGCAAAACCGGACGAUCUGCACAAAGUCGCGCGAGAACGAGCGAAACCGAGCAGAAAAACGAAGGAGAGCGGAGAACGAGCAAAGCAGCGAUGGGAAGAUACAGAAAGGAAGAAGAACGAAAACUCGGAGCGCGAAGCGGAAUACACAAUGACCAUGCGCUUGAUAGACGAAGAAUGGGCGGACAAAGGCACAGCGUUUGACCGCCUGGCUUACACAGUUGCGUCGCGCAUCUUGUACGCUUGCAAAACAGAAUAUGCAGGAGACGAUAAGCCCUCUCUUCCGGGACCGGAGUAUAUUCUCGACGGAGAGAGCUGGAACGACCCAGGACCGGUUCUCGACGUCGGACAGUUCACAGACGACCUAAUCUACACGCACGUCGAUGAAAUUCGCGGCAUCGAGCAUCGUGAAGCAUCACGACGUCGCAAGCAACGCCGACGUGAGCAGAAGGGCAAUCCGUUGUUGGAGAAGGCAGCUGGUGAUGCGAGCAGGAGCACAGACGGAGAUGAGUUCUAUCCACCACUGUAG
This is a messenger RNA of Schizophyllum commune H4-8, 2424 nucleotides long. RefSeq lists its product as uncharacterized. Lineage: Eukaryota; Fungi; Basidiomycota; Agaricomycetes; Agaricales; Schizophyllaceae. The record is from RefSeq and is a predicted model, not a curated record. The transcript has 11 exons. Bases 1 to 2424 code for a protein of 807 amino acids.